GCGGCGGCGGCGCUGCUGGCUCAGACCCGUCGGGAUCGGUGGCCGCAUGGCUGCGCCCAUCUCGGGCCGCGGGGCCCGGAACCUGCUGCAGUUCCUGCGGCUGGUGGGGCAGCUCAAGAGAGUCCCACGUACUGGCUGGGUAUACAGAAAUGUCCAGAAGCCAGAGAGCGUAUCAGAUCACAUGUAUAGGAUGGCAAUUAUGGCUCUGGUGACCAAAGAUGAACAUCUUAACAAAGACCGAUGUGUACGCCUAGCCCUGGUUCAUGAUAUGGCAGAAUGCAUCGUUGGGGACAUAGCACCAGCAGAUAACAUCCCCAAAGAAGAAAAACAUAGGCGAGAAGAGGAAGCUAUGAAGCAGCUAACCCAGCUCCUCCCAGAGGGUCUCAGCAAAGAGCUCUAUGAACUUUGGGAAGAAUAUGAGACCCAAUCUAGUGCAGAAGCUAAGUUUGUGAAGCAGCUGGACCAAUGUGAAAUGAUUCUUCAGGCAUCUGAAUAUGAAGCCCUUGAGAACAAACCUGGGAGACUGCAGGACUUCUACAAUUCCACAGCAGCCCCACUACCUCUGUCCUAGACAAGGCCCUCAUUAUUUCUGUAUUGGACUGUUGUUAUAACCACCUACUUUAAUCUGCUAGGCUCAUGAGUUCAUCCUGCAUGUCUCAGUGCUUUCCUCCUUUGUAGAUACAGGUAUCAUCACCUCUUUGUUUUUUAAACGUUUGUGGCUUUCCUCUUCCUGAAAAAUAAAAUCUUGACACUUUUUAAGUCGUCUGAACAGCUCUGCAGGCCAAGGCCACUCAGCCGUCUGGUUUCCUCUCCUAACCUUCCCUGUCACAGCUGAGCGGUCCCUUCUUUUUGCUCAGCCUGCCCUGGGUCUGCAGCUUGCCUUAGCGUUGUCACAGUCCGACUUGCAUUCUCCGUAAUGAUGUUCCUCGUUGGGUUUCUUUCCAAAACCCCACUUGCCCACCCCACCCUAUCGUAAGCUGUUUGAGGGCUGAGACCAACCAGCUUUGUCUUUUCUGUCCUUGAUAUAGGUGAUGCUCAAAAUGUUUGACUUUGGUUCAGUGGAAUAAUGUUGUAAACCAGGGGUCAGCCAACUAUAGCCCGUGGGCCAAACUGGCCGCUGCUUGUUUCUAUCAAUAAAGCUUUACUGAAACAGCCACGCUCUUUCUUUCUCUGUUGUCUGUACUGCUUUCAGUGCUACAGCAGCAGAGCUGAGUAGUUGGCUGCAGAGACCAAAUAGUUCACAAAACCUAAAAUAUUUACUACCUGACUCUUUACCAAAAAAGGUUUGACCAAUAAUUGGGUUACUAGAUAGCAUAUUUCCCCAAUAAGGUAAUAAAAAUAUGUCAUGUUUAUGUUGUUCUUUGCAUUUUAAUACUAUUAUCUUCUAUUUUGGUACAUUCACAAUGAAAAAUAGAAAAUGAAACAUGAGACUACUAGUACAAUCAAAAACUAUGGGAGCUGGAAGGGUCAUCUGGUUUAAACUCCACAUUUUAUUGAGGAAGAAACUUGAGCCUGGAAAGCGAGUGAUGUGCCCACAGCUGAGUUGAGAUUAAAAUCCUCUGCACUUUCCACUCUGGUCCACUAUUUCUAGUAAAAAAUUAGUAAACUUAAACAGUGUAAAUGAUGUAAGAAAUGGUUUCUUACCAUUUCUUACCCUGGUCUGGACCAGGGUAGUAAUGGUAAAAAAAGUAAGAAGUCAGGUUCUGGAUAUAUUUUGAGUAUAGAGUCGACAGGAUUUGUGUAUGGGGUGUUUAUAAGGGGAGUCUGAGGAUUUGGGACUUUCCACUAGACAGGAAAGAUGGGGGGAAGAAUAGGUUUGGAGGAAGAAAAUCAGGGGUCCCAGAAGCCAAGGGAAGAAAGUGUUUCAAGAGGGCAGGAGUAGCCGUCAGAUUUAGCAACAUGGAGCUGAUCGGUGUCCUUGGUAAAAGCAGUUUUGGUGGAAUGAUGGUAAGUCUGACAGCAUGACUUUUAAACAGUGGGGCAGAGGGUGGCCUGGAAGCAACAAGGAGCGUGGAGGACAGGCCCUGGCCUGGUGGUAGGAGCUGCAUGAGACAGAAGACAGCCACGGCUGGAGGGGCUGCAGAGAAAGCUGUAUCCUCAGGACGAGCAGGUAUCAGUUAGGGCAAGAAAGUGAAGGGGACAUUCAGAGAAGAGACUGAGCAGAGCGAAUCAACGGAAUAGAGUUAACUGGAAUGAAGAGCAAGCAACAAAAGGCACUGGCAAGAGAAGACAGGGAAGAAGAGACGGUGGGUUUAACAGUCCCCCCAC
This is a messenger RNA of Kogia breviceps (pygmy sperm whale), 2268 nucleotides long. Lineage: Eukaryota; Metazoa; Chordata; Mammalia; Artiodactyla; Physeteridae. The record is from RefSeq and is a predicted model, not a curated record.